AUGUUACAAGUGGCUCGUAGGCGACCACUUACGCUAAGUGUGGCCGCGGGCAACAGAACAAGGCGUCAGGCAGGAUCGCAAUGCAAUGGCUGUUGUAAGCCUGGCCAUCCAGGUAGACCAGGACUUCCUGGCGCUAACGGCAAACCAGGAAUACCAGGAGCUCCAGGACGACCAGGUGUUCCUGGUAGGCCACCAGUUGUGUGUGAAGAACAGGAUAUUCCUCCAUGUAACCCGUGCCCGCCUGGAGCUCCAGGACCUGUUGGUCCUCCCGGUAACUCUGGCAAUCCAGGAAGGCCAGGACCUCCUGGAAGACCAGGAAAUCUUGGCGCCCCAGGCUUACCUGGUCCAGCUGGACCCCCAGGACCACCAGGAUCGGAUGGAAAUGAUGGUGAACGUGGAGAACCUGGCAGGCCUGCACAAAGUAUACCCUCAAUACCAGGAGAAGUAGGGAAGCCUGGAGAACCUGGACCACCAGGUCCUCCUGGUCCUGCUGGGCAUCCUGGCCGUGACGGACAACCAGGCAACCCUGGCCCAAUUGGCCCACCGGGUCCAGUUGGUCAACAAGGUGCACCUGGAGAACAAGGUGAAGCUGGAACUCCCGGCCAACCUGGUCCUCAAGGCGAGCGUGGAAUUUGUCCAAAAUACUGUGCUUUGGAUGGUGGUGUAUUCUUUGAAGAUGGUACACGGCGUUAA
Messenger RNA from Enterobius vermicularis (human pinworm), 693 nucleotides. NCBI's taxonomy places the organism in Eukaryota, Metazoa, Nematoda, Chromadorea, Rhabditida, Oxyuridae. The record is from the annotation of a GenBank genome assembly.